Theileria equi strain WA is the source of this 1204-nucleotide messenger RNA. RefSeq lists its product as hypothetical. The transcript has a single exon. Gene Ontology annotation, biological process: ribosomal large subunit biogenesis. Gene Ontology annotation, molecular function: zinc ion binding; nucleic acid binding. Lineage: Eukaryota; Apicomplexa; Aconoidasida; Piroplasmida; Theileriidae. The record is from RefSeq and is a predicted model, not a curated record. The coding region runs from base 89 to 1204 and encodes 371 amino acids. Gene Ontology annotation, cellular component: preribosome, large subunit precursor.
GGUCAGUAGAUAUUCAUCUAGUUAAUAUUUCAUCUUUAUUUGGAAGUAUAAUGGGCGUAUUUAUAAUUAUAACGUUUAAAAUGCAUAGAUGCCUAAAAUGAGUGCCAAUCUCUGCUUUAUUAAAAACAAAGUUUUGGCGCCACAGGCCACAACUCAGGAAACCAGGAAGUGCUCUACUUGUGAUGUAAGUUUCUCAGAUCCUUCCUCUCAGAAAUUGCACUUUAAAUCCGAGUGGCACCUGUAUAAUGUAAAGCGCAAGAAUUCCCAGAUAAAUCCUAUAUCUUACGACGAUUACGUCGUAAUUAAAGCUCAGAUACAGGAGCUUCUAGCAGCUAAAACAUCAAAAACAAGUGACAGAAAUCUGUCUAAUAAGUCUAAGGGUGAUCACUCUUCUUUGAAAUCAAAAGGCAGCUCAAAACAAUCGUCACAAGCGCAACGUGAAGAAUCAGUUCAGACAGAAACUACCAGGAAUAUUACGGAAUUUGAUGUUAAAAAAUGCUUGUUUAGUAAUGUAGUAAGUGAAAAUAUUUUGGAAAAUGUAAAAUAUAUGGAAAAACAAUAUAGUUUCUAUUUGCCAGAAAAGGAGUAUAUCUCUGAUUUGCCUGGUCUGUUGAGGUUUGUACAUGAUAAAAUUAUUGAGUAUAAUGUUUGCAUUUAUUGUAAUAGGCUGUUUGCUGAUCAUUAUGCAGUUUUACAUCACAUGGUUGGAAAACAACAUCAUAAACUAAAUGAUGACAACUUUGAUGAAAUUAGACAGUUUUACGACUUCACUGGGUCAUACUUAAGGUUUAUUACUAAUCUUCCUCCCACUGUAUUGAACUCAAAUGAUGGCGCAGACAAUGAAGAUGACUGGGAGGAUGUUAUAACUACAACAACAGACGGUGACAAAAUUACGGAACUUUUGUCAAGCUAUGGGUUGAAAAAGGCGCACAUUACCGAAAGCGGUAACCUAAGUCUGCCAAAUGGGAAGGAGGCUGUUCAUCGUGAACUAUCCUACAUUUACAAACAAAACCUUGUUGUGCAUAGCUCCUAUAACUUAAAAAACAAACAAGAGAAUUUCAAAUUUAAGAAAAAGUCCGAGAAGAGGCAAAUAAUAAUGACUCAGAACCAAUCGCAAUACAGGACUGGAAAACGCGACCUCAGAGUAGCAGUAAAGUCAUAUAAACUAUUCGUUCCAAUACGUCAAGACAUUUGCUUUGGAUAA